GGCGGACUUAACCCCGGAGCGCUCUGCCCGAGUGAGGCGCGGGCGGGCGCCCGAGCGCGCAGAGGCCCCCUGUUGUCCAGCAGUUUGCACCUGCCCAGUGACCAUGAUCGUGUUCGUGAGGUUCAACUCCAGCCACGGUUUCCCAGUGGAGGUGGAUUCUGCCACCAGCAUCUUCCAGCUCAAGGAGGAGGUUGCUAAGCGACAGGGGGUUCCAGCCGACCAGCUGCGCGUGAUUUUCGCGGGGAAGGAGCUCAGGAAUGACCUGGUGGUUCAGAGCUGCGACCUGGGCCAGCAGAGCAUCGUCCACGUGGUGCUGAGACCCGGGAGAGAAGGCCCCGCGAUGGCCACCGGCCGGGACCGUCCCCGGGGCACUGCGGGGGCCUUCGCCAGGGAGCCCGAGAGCUUGACCCGCGUGGACUUCAGCAGCUCCGUGCUCCCCACCGACUCCGCGGGCCUGGCCGUCAUUCUGCACGAGGACAGGGAGGGCGCUGCGCGAACAGCGGGCAGACCAGCAGGUAGACCGGCCUACAACAGCUUCUACGUCUACUGCAAGGGCCCCUGCCAGCGGGUGCAGCCCGGGAAGCUCCGGGUGCGGUGCGGCACCUGCCAGCAAGCCACGCUCACCUUGGCCCAGGGCCCGUCCUGCUGGGACGACGUCCUGAUCCCGAAGCGGAUGAGGGGCGAGUGCCAGUCGCCAGGCUGCCCCGGGACAAGCGCGGAAUUUUUCUUUAAAUGUUCAGCGCACCCGACCUCUGACAAAGAAACAUCAGUAGCUUUGAACCUGAUCACAACCAACAGCCGGGGCAUCACCUGCAUCACGUGCACCGACAUCAGGAGCCCGGUCCUGGUUUUCCAGUGCAACCACCGCCACGUGAUCUGCUUGGACUGCUUCCACCUGUACUGCGUGACCAGGCUCAACGACCGGCAGUUUGUCCACGACCCGCAGCUGGGCUACUCGCUGCCGUGUGUGGCCGGCUGCCCCGACUCCUUGAUCAAAGAGCUCCAUCACUUCAGGGUCCUCGGGGAAGAGCAGAAAAGGAACCAAGUGUGCCACAACCAGAACGAGUGUGGUAGAGGCAUCUCCGAGCAGUUCUUACCGGGCCCCUUACCAGCCAUUACGGCGCGGAGGGGGUGCGUCUUGCGCAUUGGGCGGCGUGCUGGUGCCCCCGCCCCGGCUGUGGCGCCGGGCUGCUCCCCCGAGCCCGGGCAGCGGAAGGUCACCUGCGAGGCCGGCGGCCUGGGCUGCGGGGUGAGUACUGCGGCCCCCGUGUCGCUUUUCCGUGUUGGCUGCUUCGGCAACUGA
Molecule: messenger RNA, 1303 nt
Organism: Myotis lucifugus (little brown bat)
Lineage: Eukaryota; Metazoa; Chordata; Mammalia; Chiroptera; Vespertilionidae
Gene: PRKN
Product: parkin RBR E3 ubiquitin protein ligase
Exons: 10
Coding region: 104-1303 (399 amino acids)
Biological process (GO): ubiquitin-dependent protein catabolic process
Cellular component (GO): mitochondrion; cytosol
Molecular function (GO): polyubiquitin modification-dependent protein binding; ubiquitin-protein transferase activity
Source: RefSeq, a predicted model, not a curated record